AUGGACUCCUCCGCUACCUCGACGACCACCGCCGCCGCCGCCGCCGGUCCCGCGGUCGACGCCAACAAGCGGAAACGCAGUCCGUCGACCGGGUCGUUGCCAGCGCCCGCCCCCAAGGCCGCCAAAACGAGCAACCAGCUGAGCAUCAACUACCUGGCGCGCCAGUCGCAUGAAGAUUUGCCGCUCAUCAACAAGGAGGACAACCUGCCCAACUUGCUGCACCUGCUAUCCGCAUACAGCAACAUACUCGACCGCCACGAGUCAUUGGCCUCCAACCUAGGCGCGCGACCGCUUGGUCCCAUCUUGAUUAAGCGCUUCGAACGGUGCUUCGAUGCGCCGCCCAAGAUCGUUGCUUCGCACCACAAGAACGCCUCAGGCAAUUCCGAGGAUGCGUCGCACCAAAUCACAUGGCUCGAGGUCAUUGAAUUCGCCCGCUCCCACCCGAGUCAAUUCACCCUGAGCACAUUCUCCGAGGGCAAGAGGGUCUGCCAAUUCUACUAUCCGCAAAAGCAGCUGCGUGUGCAGAUCAGCGAGGAGGACUUUCUGUUCAUCAAUAGUGGACGAUGUCAGGAGCUCAUACCGCCGCUACCGAUCUGGGAGGACGAAGAGAAGGAAGUUGGAACAUGCGAUGUGCUGGAGGCAAAGCUCAAGGAGCUCACAAAUGCCGCAGAUAUGGUUGCGGCUCGGACGAGGCAGCUCAGUCACCGGCUCAAAGGACGGAGGGCUGCCAUCUUGGAGAGGAGAGCAGAAGGCGGCAGUGGUACACCGGCGAAGGCUAGUGCUGUUCAGACUACGACCGCACCGCCGUCCUCGUCAGGCGCCGGGUUCGUCGCUGUGAACACUGGCCGGGAGAACAUCGAGCCCAGCCUGGGAUCGUCAACUGCUGUUCGCAACGAGCUCCUACGCCAUUUCGAGAGCCUUCCACACAAUCAAGGGACAGGUAGAGCACAAGCUCGCAACCAGUCUGUCGCUGGACAAGCAGAUGCAGGACAGCCGCGAACGAUCGAUACGUCAAAUACCCAGAACGAGGGCGUCGCCUCCAAUGCGUCCUCACUAUCGCCUAUCCCGCCCAAUGCCUUCGCCAACGAGAACCUUCCUUAUUCCAUGGCCGAUUCUACAGCAACCUCGCGUGCCUACGGACACCGUCCAUCAUCUAGCGCGGGCGUCAACCCGUACAGUUCAAGUCAAGCACCUCUGAAGCACAACUUCAGCAGGCCUCUGCCGCCUGCACUAGAGAGCAGUCAGCCUUUCAGACCGCUUUGUCAAGCUCAUAUGGACAGCUUACCCCGUGGUCACCGCGUACUCCCGCCUUGUGACCGCUGUCGUCGUCUCCGAAUGGACUGUGUCAAGAACCUGACGUCUUGCGCUGGAUGUACUCGGAAACACGCUCGCUGUCAUUGGAGGGAUGUAUCGCGUGAUGAGCUUGGCGCACUGGACCAUCUCAUGGACUCUGCUUAUCCGGGCUCGGCAGCAUCAGGCAACUCUCCCAUUCAUGGCCAAAUUGGCAAUGGGUACAUGAACGGUGAUAGCGAGCGCGAUCAGAACUAUGACAGCGAAGAUGAUGACAGCAAUCCACUUGAAGAUUUGGAGGCUUUAGGGGAGAAGGAGGAGCAGGAGCAUCAGAUCAGGGAGGAUGAGGAGGGAUUGCGAAACGCACGAGAGCUUGCAAGACAGGACUCGGGCUUCAGAGAUGUUGAGAAUGGCGUCAACGGUACUGGAGAUCAUCAGGUCGCUGCGAAUGGGUCAUACGAGCAAAGCCGUGACGAGGCCGGCAGCCCUAAAGAUUCGCCUGGUGCAACCAAGCGACCGAGUUAUGACCCUGUCCAUGAUAACGAAGAUCACGAUGACGCCCAACAGACGGCCUUGUCGACUGAGCCAAGCAACCAGCUAGGUUCUUUGACAGCAGCAAGCUCUGACAUCGAAGCGGCUGCCCGCGGCGGUGGAUUUCGAGCGGUGAACAACGACGAGGAGGGAACUGGUUGGCGGGCCAUUUGA
Zasmidium cellare ATCC 36951 is the source of this 1995-nucleotide messenger RNA. RefSeq lists its product as uncharacterized. NCBI's taxonomy places the organism in Eukaryota, Fungi, Ascomycota, Dothideomycetes, Mycosphaerellales, Mycosphaerellaceae. The coding region runs from base 1 to 1995 and encodes 664 amino acids. The record is from RefSeq and is a predicted model, not a curated record. The transcript has 2 exons. Gene Ontology annotation, molecular function: zinc ion binding; DNA-binding transcription factor activity, RNA polymerase II-specific. Gene Ontology annotation, biological process: regulation of DNA-templated transcription.